GUCCCUCUUCCUCUUCCACACUCACUCCCUCUCUAACUUUAAUUAAAAUCGAAGUUAGUAAAAUUAUAGUAACAAAAAUAUAAGUAACCAACGACGAUGUUCCACCGAAGAAAAAAGGAGCAUAGUACCUUGCCACUCUCCAACAACACAGAAACACCAACAACAAUGCCUCCUACGAAUUACACUUCAACUUUCCUCAGAAACCGAACACCACCCUUCAAAUCCUUCCUCUUCGUUCUAUCUCUUCUCCUUAAUAUUUACCUCCUCCUCGUCCUGUGGGCCCCAUCCUCUUCCACGUUACCCCCAACCACUCUCAUCUCACGCCUCUCCCCAACCACGCGCCGCCACGUCAUCUUCGCCAUCGCGUCCUCCUCACUCUCCUGGCCGCGUCGCUUACCCUACUUACGCCUCUGGUACUCCCCCAACACCACGCGCGCCUUCGCGUUUCUCGACGCGCUGCCUUUGAAUUCCUCCUCCGGUUCUUCUUCGCCGCCGGUGGUGAUCUCCGGCGAUACCGCCGGGUUUCCGUACACGUUCCGGGGAGGGCUCCGGUCGGCGAUACGCGUGGCGCGCGUGGUGAAGGAGGUGGUGGAUCGGAAUGAGUCGCACGUGCGGUGGUUUGUGUUCGGAGAUGAUGACACCGUGUUCUUCGUGGAUAACGUGGUGAGGAUGCUGGCGAAGUACGACCACGAACGGUGGUUCUACGUUGGGAGCAAUUCGGAGAGCUACGAUCAGAACGUGAAGUACUCGUUUGAGAUGGCGUUUGGAGGUGGGGGUUUCGCGAUCAGUUACUCGCUCGCGAGGGUUUUAGCUAGGGUUUUGGAUUCGUGUUUGAGGAGGUAUGGGCAUUUGUAUGGUAGCGAUUCAAGGAUUUAUUCUUGCCUCGCUGAGCUUGGUGUUGGAUUAACCCAUGAGCCUGGUUUUCAUCAGUUAGAUAUGCGAGGGAAUUUGUUUGGGAUGCUGGCUGCACAUCCUUUAUCUCCUUUGCUGUCCCUUCAUCACUUGGAUGCGGUGGAGCCCCUCUUUCCGAACAUGGACAGAGUACAAGCUUUGGAACAUCUUAUUGCAGCUGCAAAUAUAGAUCCUGCCAGGAUCCUGCAGCAAACUGUCUGCUAUGAUCGAUCCAAUUCUUUGACUUUCUCGGUUUCUUGGGGUUUUGCUAUCCAGGUUUAUCAAGGAAAUGAACUUUUACCUGACCUCCUUUCACUGCAGAGAACUUUUGUGCCAUGGAGGAGGGGUAGUAAAGUUGAUCCGAAUUUUAUGUUUAACACAAGAGACUAUCCUAGAGAUCCUUGCAAAAGGCCUUCUGUAUUUUUUCUGAAAAGUGUUACAUCUGAUAAAGGGGGCAUUUGGAGCAAUUACAGCAGGCAUGUUGGAAACUGCUUUGAAUCAAAUGCUACGCAGAUCAAGCUGAUCAUAGUAUUUUCAAGGAAGCUGGAGAUGAAAGCCCUACGUCGUCAGUGCUGCGAUGUUUUGCCAUCUUCUAAUGAUACAAUCAGUCUUCAUAUUAGACAGUGUGAAAUCGACGAACUGAUCUCCAUGCAAUCGUAGCAUUCUUUAGGGAGUGGCCUUCCUUCAAAGCACUGAAAUUUUCAUGAGCUGUGAAUGUCCAAGCUAAAGCUGAUAUGAGGCAGAUACUUCUUCUUUUAGUAGAGAAAAAUCCUUCUCCAUUUUUCUAGAAGAAGAAUGAUCAGAAGAUAGCGACAAGAUAUUACUGGUGAUCAACCUCUCACAGACGGAUUUUUCGUUGGAAAAGUGAUCAAUCUGUCACAAUUUGCCUCAAUUGCCAGGCUUGUUUUAUUUGCUUUUUCAAACGGUUUAUUGCUCAGCAAUUGUACAUAAUAUUACACGUUUUCUCCAAUAUUUUUAUGGAAUGAAGUAUGAAAGCGAUUUACUUUGGAGCGAGAAACUGGACGUCUCCUAUUAUAAAGUUAAAUUUUUUUC
Messenger RNA from Abrus precatorius (Indian licorice), 1944 nucleotides. RefSeq lists its product as uncharacterized. The transcript has 4 exons. Lineage: Eukaryota; Viridiplantae; Streptophyta; Magnoliopsida; Fabales; Fabaceae. The coding region runs from base 97 to 1551 and encodes 484 amino acids. Gene Ontology annotation, molecular function: acetylglucosaminyltransferase activity. The record is from RefSeq and is a predicted model, not a curated record.